Molecule: messenger RNA, 1230 nt
Organism: Aricia agestis (brown argus)
Lineage: Eukaryota; Metazoa; Arthropoda; Insecta; Lepidoptera; Lycaenidae
Exons: 1
Coding region: 1-1230 (409 amino acids)
Biological process (GO): sensory perception of taste
Cellular component (GO): neuronal cell body; membrane; dendrite
Source: RefSeq, a predicted model, not a curated record
AUGUCUCAACAAAACAUGAGUGUAAUAGUACACAACGUAUCUGGGGAAAGUAAGGCAAGAAGGAAAGACAAAAACAUGAUUCUAUUCAUAUUAAAACCUCUUCUGAUCGUCGAGAAUUGCUUCGGGGUGUUUCGAUUUGGAAUAGACGAAGAUGAUGUUAGAGAACCAAGCAGAAGAAUCAAAAUCUACAGCGCAUUCUUUGUUCUACUCACUACUUCUGUCUACUUGUACUUCUUUAGAUACUUCAUUAUUUUAAUAGUGAAGACAUUCAAUACAGAUAUACUUAUGGAAUCACUUGAGGAAUUGACGAUUGCACUACAACAUUUACAACACGUUUUGAUGUUUUUCGACCAACUACACCAAAGUAAAAGGAACAUUACCAUCAUCAAGCUUUUGGUGAAAAUUGAUAAAAUACUCGGAUUAGACCAAAAUCAUAAUUUCUACGUAAAAUUUCGUGGAAAAGUUUGUGUUAUUUUAUUUAUGUUCUUCUGUUUUAUUCUCUUGUCGAAUAUUAUUGAUGUAAUCACAGUGCCCGAUCCACGACCUACUGAGUACAACGUGGAUGCUAUAACAGAAUGCAAGAGGUACCUCAGCAUUUGUACCCUGUACUUUUAUUUCAAAAUCAUUUUCGUAAGACUAGAAGUAAUCAGCAAUCAUUUGAUUAAUAUCGUACAAAAAUUUCAAAGAACUGGGAAUUUGGAGGUAGCCUUUGCCGACUGUAAAGGCACAGAAAGUGAGCAAUCAGAGAAGAGCCUAAAAUUUUUAAUCGAAGCCUACAUAUUACUUGGCAAAGCUUGUUCCUUAAUCAAUAAGGUUUUCAAUUUCCAAAUAAUGAUUUCACUGGUGUUCACAUUUGUGUACGUGGUAACACUGCUGUUGGUAUCUCUUUAUGAGUUUGGUAUAACGCACAACUCGUUGUAUUUAUCGAGUGUAUUCAUUUAUUGUGUAUUCCAAAUACUGUGUAUUCUAAUAAUGGCAUACAGUUGUGAAGGCCUGCUGUCGAUGCAAAGUAAAAUUAAGGUGCUACUCAAUAAAAUUGUUAUCGAUUACAACUUUCCCCAAACAUUGAGGGAGCAAGCUAAGAUUUUCAUCGAUUUCAUAGAUGUGUGGAGGUUUGAAAUUAGUGCCUAUGACAUGUUUUCUAUUAAUAUAGAGUUGAUGUUACGAUUCCUUAGUAUAUCUACCACUUAUCUUAUUCUCAUAAUUCAAGUAUUUCACUUAAAAGUUUGA